Molecule: messenger RNA, 1149 nt
Organism: Wickerhamiella sorbophila
Lineage: Eukaryota; Fungi; Ascomycota; Dipodascomycetes; Dipodascales; Trichomonascaceae
Product: Initiation-specific alpha-1,6-mannosyltransferase
Exons: 1
Coding region: 1-1149 (382 amino acids)
Biological process (GO): protein N-linked glycosylation
Cellular component (GO): mannan polymerase complex
Molecular function (GO): alpha-1,6-mannosyltransferase activity
Source: RefSeq, a predicted model, not a curated record
AUGCUAACUUUUCGCAGGGUUCUUAUAGUAGCCUUGACUGUUUUAGCUAUUUUCCUGCUAUUUGGAGGCAAGGGCCGGAUAGACUCCAAACGCUUUUUCCACGACGAGCAGCUAGAGAAGCGCUUGUUGCAAGUGCAGCGCGAGCUGAUGGCCAAAGUGGCAGCUGUGGAUGAAUUGUCACAUAACCGUGUUUCAAAACUGGACGAGAAGAUCGAGAAACUCGAAGUCGAAAAACGCGUGCUUGAGCAGCAAAUACAAGAGCUCCGUCGACUUCCAGAGGGCGCUACUCUUCGCCAACAGCUCUCGUACCAGUUCCCAUACCACAAGUCGAGCAGGUUCCCGGCUUAUAUUUGGCAGACGUGGAAGCACGGGCGUAACGAUGCCGAGUUGGAGGAGCACAUCCACCAGUUCAUGCAGAGCUGGGACCAUCAUGGCGAAGGCUUUGUUCACGAGGUGCUCAGCGACAGUGUUGCGGAGAAAAUCGUGACACACUUGUUUAUGAAUGUGCCGGAUGUUAUUGAUGCGUACAAGGCGAUGCCAGAGAAGAUUCUCAAAGCCGAUUUCUUCCGUUAUCUUAUUUUACUGGCCCGGGGCGGAACAUACUCUGACGCAGACACAGAGCUUUUGAAACCGAUUCCGGUCUGGAUCCCAGGAUCGCUGAACCCGCUUAAUAUUGGCGUCACCAUCGGUAUUGAGGCCGAUCCUGAUCGUCCCGAUUGGGCCGAGUGGUACGCUCGCCGAAUCCAGUUUUGCCAGUGGACUAUUCAGUCAAAGCCCGGCCACCCGAUCCUGCGCGAGGUUGUUGCAAGAAUCACAGAAAAAACACUGGAGAAGAAAAAGAAGGGCGCCAUGUUUGACGCAACCAUUAAUAGGGGCACGGACAUCAUGGACUGGACAGGCCCCGGUAUCUGGACAGACUCGAUCAUGGACUACUUUAAUUUACCGACGUCUCCCUUUGGACCCACCGACUGGCAUAAUUUCACUGGCCUUGCUGAACCAAAGCUGUUUGGCGAUGUGCUCAUUUUGCCAAUUACAUCGUUCUCCCCGGGCGUUGAUACCAUGGGCUCAAAGGCUGAGUCCGACCCUUUGGCAUUUGUUAAGCAUCAUUUUGAAGGCUCCUGGAAAGACGAUAAAAAGAAAAAAACGUAA